AUGGCUUUGAUUAAGAACAACAUCUUUUUCACUUCUUUGCUGAUUUUUGUGACUCUUUUUGGAGUUGCCGUUGGAGGAACCGUUCACAAAGUCGGCAACACGAAAGGAUGGACGAUGAUUGGAGGCGAUUAUGAGGCUUGGGCUUCUUCAAGAGUUUUUCAAGUCGGAGACACUCUGGUCUUCGCAUACAACAAAGAUUACCACGACGUCACGGAAGUCACUCACAAUGAUUUCGAGAUGUGUGAAUCGUCUAAACCGCUAAGGAGAUACAAGACCGGGUCUGACUCAAUCAGUCUAACCAAACCGGGACUCCAACACUUCAUAUGCGGAGUUCCUGGACACUGCAAGAAGGGACAAAAGCUUCAAAUCCAUGUCUUACCGGCCUCAUUGGGUCACGUCGCUGUUCCGGUUCCUGGACCGGUCCGAUCACAAAGCUCUUCUUCGUCUCCUUCACCGUCCCCAUUGGUUGAUCCACCCGUUAAUAAUGCUCCACAGUAUCAGAUGGGACCAACACCAGCUUCACAUAGCGCAGCUUCAGCAGACUUUAUCUUUACUUUCUCUUUUGAUCUUACUUUGAUAGAUUUAUGCACAUUUUUUAUUUUAUUUUUUAUCUUAGUUUGA
Molecule: messenger RNA, 621 nt
Organism: Arabidopsis thaliana (thale cress)
Lineage: Eukaryota; Viridiplantae; Streptophyta; Magnoliopsida; Brassicales; Brassicaceae
Product: Cupredoxin superfamily protein
Exons: 1
Coding region: 1-621 (206 amino acids)
Cellular component (GO): membrane
Molecular function (GO): electron transfer activity; copper ion binding
Source: RefSeq, marked reviewed